AAUAUAUAUAAGGCUCCGCAGUUAUAUUGGAGCAACCGGGCACUGUUCAAUUCUCUCUCAAUCAAAACAAACAACGAAAUUAAUUACAAAAGUUAAAGUUAGAGUCUUUGUAAGGAACAACUACUGGCUUUUUUUUUUCUUUCAUUAUUAUCAGUAUCAGUUAUAUCAUGGUGAAGGACUAACAUAAGUCUAUCAAAGUAUCACUUCUUCUCUCCUUGUUUCUUCUUUUCCAUUAAGUAAACUACUGUAAAAAGUUAGUUUCUUUAAUCAUGGCGAAGAAGACCGGUACUACCACUUCUUGGUUGACUGUCGUUAAAAGGGUCUUCAGAUCUCCAACUAAAGAUGAUAAUGGGAAAAAGAGUUGCAGAAGAAGAGACGAGAAUCGUGAAAUUGAAGAAGAAAAAGAAGAAGAAGAAAAGAGAGAUAAAAGAAGAUGGCUUUUCCGGAAGCCAGCUCUUCAUCAUAUUGAUGAGCCUCGUGAGCCAAAGUCAAACAAAAAUUUAAACCCUGUCAUGGUUGCUGCGGAAAAAAGUCAUGCAAUGGCUGUGGCUGCAGCCACGGCUGCUGCUGCUGAGGCUGUGGCGGCCACGGCCCAAGCGGCGGUGGAGAUUGUCAGGCUCACUAGGCAUUCGAGUUCCAUUAAUGAACACUAUUACGCUGCUGUAGUCAUUCAAACAGCUUUCAGAGGUUACUUGGCAAGGAGAGCACUACGUGCACUUAAAGGGCUUGUGAAGCUUCAAGCCUUGGUUAGAGGACAGAACGUGAGAAAACAAGCUAAGUUGACACUGAAAUGCAUGCAAGCACUGGUUCGAGUUCAAGAUCAGGUACGGCAUCAACGAGCGAGGCUCUCACUCGAAGGGAGUAGUAGUAGUAGUAGUCGUCGUAGGAAGUCAAUGUUCGAUGAAAUUAGCUGCAGCUUAUGGGAUUCGACGUACCUUCAGGAUAUUCGAAAUAGAUUAUCACUAUCAAGAGAGACUAGUCGUGGUGCAGAAUAUGACUGGGAUUACUGUCCUCAAACGAACGAGGAUAUUGAAGCCAAGCUACAAAAUCGAAAGGAAGCUUCUUUGAAACGUGAAAAGGCUCUUGCCUAUGCUUUCUCUCAUAAGAUAUGGAGAAGUGGGAAGAACCCAUCUGCUGGGAACGAAGAGGAGCUAGAAGAGAGGAGUAAAUGGCUUGACCGUUGGAUGGCCACAAAACAAUGGGAAAACACAAGUGAACAGAGAAGGGACACUAAUAUUAUAAGGACAGUUGAAGUGGACACUUCUGCUACUUCAGGGUCACUCUCUUCCUGCUCUGUCCCAAACUUUCGAAAGCAACAUCUUCAUCAUCAACAACCCCAUAAAGCCCAACAACCAGGCCCACAUGUCGGCCCAAACAUUAGUUCAUCAUCAUCUCCGAUCCACAGAGCCCAAUACACAGUCCCUUUCAGCCAAUAUUCCUCACCAGCCACUCCCUCUCCCUCGAAACCAAAGCCCCUCAAACUCAAACUGCGUUCGGCAAGCCCAAGGUGCUCAAAAGAAGAGAAGUGCUACUCUGCGGCGCACACACCGAACAUUGGUAGUGGCCCCACGUGUCGUUUUGGGAGUGUUCCAAAUUACAUGGCGGCCACCGAGUCUGCCAAGGCUCGUGCUCGCCCACUCAGCGCACCUAGACAGAGGCCCUCCACGCCUGAGAGAGACCAACGUGGAGGAGGCGGCACUGGCUGUGGUUCAGCCAAGAAACGACUCUAUUACCCAGUUCUCGAGCUGCAAAACGACGCCGCUGGAAAUGGCGGGUGUGGCAGUUUUUGUAGUACUACAACUACUAGCCAGCAGUUGAGGAGCCCCAGCUUCAAGAGUGUGCAGAACGGGUUUUAUGGAAUGGAGAGCUUGUCUUCUUGUUACACCGAGAGCCUUAUUGGUAGAGAUCUUUCUCCAUGUUCGACCACUGAUCUUAGAUGGUUAAAAUGAAGAAAAAAGGAGCGUUAUAAUCAAUAUUAUCAUCGUAUGAUUCUCAAACUUGUUUUUGAACCUUUUUUAAGACUGAAAACUAGUGAUUUUUCAUGUUUCAUUUGAGCUAAAAAUGGUGACCCUUUUUUGGACUACGCUUGUAUUUUAAUAUACAUAAUUCUUGGUUUACGUUA
Humulus lupulus (European hop) is the source of this 2122-nucleotide messenger RNA. Its product is annotated as protein IQ-DOMAIN 17-like. NCBI's taxonomy places the organism in Eukaryota, Viridiplantae, Streptophyta, Magnoliopsida, Rosales, Cannabaceae. Gene Ontology annotation, molecular function: protein binding. The transcript is spliced from 5 exons. The coding region runs from base 270 to 1949 and encodes 559 amino acids. The record is from RefSeq and is a predicted model, not a curated record.